Messenger RNA from Stegostoma tigrinum, 7540 nucleotides. RefSeq names its product glucuronic acid epimerase b (gene glceb). Gene Ontology annotation, biological process: heparan sulfate proteoglycan biosynthetic process. The transcript has 7 exons. Gene Ontology annotation, cellular component: Golgi apparatus. Gene Ontology annotation, molecular function: heparosan-N-sulfate-glucuronate 5-epimerase activity. Bases 2369 to 4321 code for a protein of 650 amino acids. The record is from RefSeq and is a predicted model, not a curated record. Lineage: Eukaryota; Metazoa; Chordata; Chondrichthyes; Orectolobiformes; Stegostomatidae.
CACCGGUCAACCACCUGCACAGCGUGACGUCCGCCGCUCGUCAACUGGAGUUGCGGCCUCCAUCGACGUAGCCCCCUCCCAUCUACCCAUAAAACAAACAAAAAAACUCCUAAAAGAAGAAAAUCCACGGCGCAUCCAGCAAGACUUUCCCCUCGUCAAAGCCACCACCCACACUCCCCGAACCAACAAAUCGGGAGCGACAGUGAGGGUGGAAACCCUGCGAUAUGCGAGCGAGCGAGUGUUGUGUUUUACCCAAGAAAAAAUCGGUGAUUAAGUUUUAAAAAAAAGGCAAGGGGGCUUUGCAGUCCGGAUUACCUUCUGUUCAGUAUUACCUGUGGGAUAUCAGGAUACUAAGCCAAGUUCAGGCAUCUUUGUCCAAAGUAGAAAAUGCAUACUGCUUUGGGGCUCAUCAGUGUAACUUGAUGACAGUUUAUGGAGUAAAUGUAUGCAGUUGAUCUAACAUCAAGGUGAAAAAGAGUUUCAUUUGUGCUGGAAUUCCUCCGAAGGAAAACAUAAUUCCACUUUGCUGGACAGCUGGUUUCAAUUCUUCCCACAGUUGUAGAUCAACAAAUACACAUCAUGAGUAUGGUGUAAGGCAGUAGUCUGUUUCCAUCAUGAGCUGCAUCAUAAAACAAAAAGAACAAAGCUUUAACAGUUUCUGAAUGUCACCUGAACCUAGAUAAGAUUAAUAUCUCUUAAAUUCUGCCUUUUUGAUUUUGUAAUGUAUGCUUGGCAUUGCUUAUCUUGAUGUAAGCCUAAAGCUGAGAAUGUUAUGAUAUUGAGAAUGUUUCGUUCUGUCAGUAUGAAAACUGUAUCUGUACCCCAGGUAUUCCAGAUUUGGCUAUGCUGCUAGAUCAAUGCUGGCUAGAGGCCACAGAGGAAAAUAUAAAGAAUUCUUCUGAAAUUUAGAAAAAUAUAUAUUAUUAGCUAUUCAUCUGUUGGCAUUAACUGUAUUUUUGUCUCAACAGAUGCUUCCUGAUUGGCUGAGUGUUUCCAUCAUUUUAAGAUUUUUCCACAUCUACCAUAUUUAAUUUUACACUGAUUUGUUCACACACUUCUAAGAAUGAGUCAGCUUUCUAGCCACUGCCCCGGAAAAUGAUACAAUGACAACUAAAAGAGAGCAGAAUAACCCAUUGAUCUAUUUCCCCUGGAUUUAGAAACUUUAAUAAAACUCUUGCUUCGCCUCCUUCACGAGAUUUUGCUUAUCUAGUUUGAGUGCAGGAAGGUUCUCUUCAUCAAUCGCAUUAAUAAACCCAAAAUCAGCAGGAUGCCAACAAAUGAUUUUUGACUCUUUUUGAGUCAUUGAGAAAAUGAGAAAAUAAACCCAGGAUUCUUGUUUCUGUUUGAUAGUUAUCAAACCCCGUAGAAGGUGACAUUUGCUUAUGGUACAGACAAAUUUGGGCUACGUUGUGAUGAUCUUAAGUCAAAGAGCCAGCUUACACUCUCUUUGCUUAUUGCUAACUGAAAUUGAGAAAUCUCUGGUAGACCUUUUCUUGAACAAAUUCAUUCUGUGUAAAUAAGACCCUAAGACUUGGGGCAGAGGAAGUCCUUUCAGCAUAUGAAGUCUCCUCUAAUAUUCAGUGAGAACAUGGCUGACCUGACGAUCCUCAACUCUUUGUUGCCUUUUUUUCAUAACCCUUGAUCUCUUUACUGUUUAAAAAUCUUUCUGUCUUAACCUCACCUGUACUUAAUGGCCAUUCCUGUGGGUAGUAAAUUCCAUGGAUUCACUGUUCUGAGAAAAGAAAUUCCUUCUUACCUCAAUGUUAAAUGGAUGAAUGCUUACUUUCAGAUUAUGCCCUCUGGUCCUAGACCUUCCCACAAGGGGAAACAGGCUUUCCAUGUCAUAACAUUGCCUCUCAUUCUUCUUAACUCCAAUGAGUGCAGCCCCAACCUACUUGACCUUUGUUCAUAAUACAAUCCCUACAUACCUGUGAUCACCCUCCUGAAUGUCGUUUGGACUGCCUCCAAUACCAUGUAUCUCUCCUUUUUGUAUAAGGACUCCAAAACUGUUUAUGGUAUUCGAGCUGCAGUCUGACUAAUGCUAUGUAUAGUUUAGACAAUAUUAGUGUAAGUGGUGAAAAACUUGGUCAGCAGAGAGCAUCUAGAGGAAGGUCUAGAUUUUACAGCCUAAGCAUCUGAAAGUAUGACUAGCAACAAUGGAGCAAUUGAAAUGGGAUACACUCAAAAUAUCAGAAUUAACUCUGACACAACUGUGCUGAUUUUUGGGGCUGGAGGAGAUUACACGGAUAACUGGAUAAAGCCUUGGAGGGAUUUUGAAAUUUACAUUACAGAAGAGGAAGUUCUGGAGGUCGUAGAAUAUAAAGGUGGAUAAAUCUCUGGGACCUGAUCAAAUGUAUCCCAGAAUGUUAUGGCAAGUAAGGGAGGAAAUUACGAGGUCCCUUGCAGAAAUAUUUUCAUCAUCUAUAACUACAGGUAUGAUGUGAAUAUGCGGUGCCUGGCAAGUCGAGUUAACUACAAGACUCUUAUUAUCAUCUGCACUCUGUUUACACUGGUCACUGUACUUUUGUGGAACAAAUGCUCCAGUGAUAAGGCAAUCCAGUUUCCAAGAGAUUUGGGUCAUCUGGAGGACCUGUUCAGAGGAGAAGGUUUGGAAAAACAGGGAAUUGACUCUGAGGAUAAUAAUGAUGUGAGUAGCCUUUUACAGGUGGGAAAGUCUCUCCCAAAACAACCAUCAGCAGAUGCAUUCCAUCAAGAACAGCAGAAAGCUCCACCUGUAGCCAGUCUUCUAAAUAACAAACUGAUGGGACUUAAAUAUGAGGAGAUAGAUUGCUUAAUAAAUGAUGACUACACUAUAAAAGGACGGAAAGAAGGCAAUGAAAUUUAUCUCCCAUUCACCUGGAUUGAAAAAUACUUUGAAGUCUAUGGAAAAAUUGCUCAAUAUGAUGGCUAUGACAGGUUUGAGUUUUCUCACAGCUAUUCAAAAGUAUAUACUCCACGGGGUACUUACCGACCAGAUGGGGUAUUCAUGUCCUUUGAAGGCUACAACGUGGAAGUCCGAGACCGUGUGAAAUGCAUCAGCGGCAUUGAAGGUGUUCCUUUGUCCACUCAGUGGGGACCUCAGGGUUAUUUCUACCCUAUUCAGAUAGCACAAUAUGGGCUAAGUCACUACAGUAAAAACCUCACUGAGAGACCACCACAUACUGAAGUGUACGAAAUUGCAGAGAAGAGAGACAAAGGCACAAGACAAAAUGACUGGAUUAUGCCAAAGGGAUGUACGGUCUCUACUGUCUUUGACAAAACUAGAUUGAGCAAUGUAAAGCAGUUCACCACCCCAGAAUCUUCGGAUGGGGUUUACCUGAUGUUAGGAAAUGCAAAAGAUUUCAUCAUUUCAUUUGAUAUUAAAUUCUUAACAAAUGGGAGCAUUUCUGUGGUACUGGAGACAACUGAAAAGAAUCAGCUGUUUACAAUUCACUAUGUCACAAACACACAACUUAUAGCCUUCAAAGACAAAGAUAUUUACUAUGGCAUAGGCCCAAGGACAAGCUGGAGUACUCUUACUCGAGAUCUGGUAACUGACCUGAAGAAAGGGGUUGGCUUGUCCAACACUAAGGCUGUAAAGCAGACUAAAAUAAUGCCCAAGAAAGUUAUCAAGCUGAUUGCCAAGGGAAAAGGCUUCAUUGACAACAUCACAAUAGCAACCACAGCACACAUGCCAGCCUUCUUUGCUGCCAGCGAUUGGCUGGUAAGAAAUCAGGAUGAAAAAGGUGGCUGGCCCAUAAUGGUAACCCGUAAGCUAGGCGAGGGUUUUAAGUCUUUGGAGCCUGGUUGGUAUUCAGCUAUGGCACAAGGUCAGGCCAUGUCUACACUUGUAAGGGCCUAUUUGCUUACAAAGGAACAAGUGUACCUCAAUUCAGCCUUGCGGGCCGUAGUGCCCUAUACCCUCAAGUCAGAGGAUCACGGGGUAAAAGCUGUGUUUAUGAAUAACUAUGAUUGGUAUGAAGAAUACCCAACUGUUCCCAGCUCAUUUGUUCUGAAUGGCUUCAUAUACUCUUUACUGGGUCUGUAUGACCUCAAAGAAACUGCAGGUGAGAAACUAGGACAAGAAGCUAAAAAACUUUAUGAACGGGGCAUGGAAUCUUUGAAAGCCAUGCUUCCAUUGUAUGACACUGGCUCAGGAACAAUCUAUGAUCUCCGCCAUUUCAUGCUUGGUACAGCUCCAAACUUGGCACGUUGGGACUACCACACCACCCACAUCAACCAGCUACAACUGCUGAGCACAGUUGAUGAUGCACCUAUCUUUAAGGAAUUUUUAAAGAGGUGGAAAUCCUAUUUAAAAGGAGGGAGAGCAAAGCACAACUAGAGCUGAAAGCCAAAACAUAAUCUUAUGAAUCAUACAUAUAAUAUAUAAGGGAAGAAUUCCUUAAUUUAAACAUUUUUGCGUGUACGAGUAGUACCUUUUGUAUCCCUGCCAUCUUCUAAAUGGCACAUUUUAAGUGUAACAAUUAGUAACACUUUGGGGAAGAAGAAUCAAAUGUUGGUGAAGAAUUAUCCCUAUCUAAACAUCCUUUCAUUUGUAUUUGCCUUUCUGUAAGUGGAGAUGCUCACUGACUGGAGGUAAUUUUAAGCUUUCAAGACUUGUAAUCCCUUUCUGGCACUUCACCCUUUUCAGCUGUACUUGUACAUUUUUAUUUCUGUCUGUUGUUUUUAUGUUUGUUUUACUUCACUGAUUUUGUUUUUAACAUUUUGCAUUUAAUAAUAUCAUCAAGUCAUGUAUUUUUAUUAAAGAUAGAUGAAGUUGUUUUUUUUUCAAAAUUAACAUCCAUUUAGAAUUUCUAUUGUGGCACCAGUCUCAACAAUUUAUUUUUGUUUAGAGACUCUCUAUCCUUGUCUGUGUUCCAAAUCCCUAGAACCGAACUGAUGUAUUAAUUUGUACAACUAACAAAACAUUGACUAUUGUGAAUGACCCCUAAGGUGGUUUGUUGGCAUGUUUUUGUUUUACUUUCUGUUUAGGGUGAGGCUGUUCUUAUAAACCACAUUUAGUAGCAUGAACUUUGUAAAAAUGUAUCUCUUAAGAGUGUUUAAUUAGCACAGAAUAUUUUUCCAUUGUAUGUUUAGGUCCUUCAAAGCUUAUUGCUCAUUUAGCUUUUGAUGCACACAUGGCAAAGCACAACACAAAAAAAAUUUAAAAGCGACUGCACAAAUAUAGUAAUAGAAAUGUUUUAUGGAACUUGUAAUAUAGUGCAAGGGGGAAUUGAAUCAAUAAGUUCCAUAUGGUGGUUGGUGCCAUUUCCACUCUUCUUUUGCCUCCACUUUUUAAAUCCUCCCCCUCCAUUCAUGUAGAACUUGAUUUGUGUAGCAUCAUCCUAGAAUUAUUUUUUUCUCUUUAGUGGGCACAUUGUAAUGAUUAUGGCUAUCUUCAAAGAAUUAGGCUUGUUUGAUUGCAGUGACAUUGUUUAUGUGAAUUGCCAUUGCUUCCCUCCCAGUUUAAGAUAACCAAUGAGAUAAAGGAAUCUUGUCAAGGGGAUGUCGAAAUAAGGAGCCAACUGUGUGAUUUUAAACAUUUUAUGGUCUGGAUUAGAAACAGGAAAUACACAAGUAGAUCUGCCAUCAAGAAGAGAAAAAGCAGGUUCUGACACAACAUUUUGGAAAAUACAUGAAAUAGCAAUCAACUGAACUUCACAGGUGCUGAUUAACCUGUUGAUAUUUUUAAUGUAUUAUGUCUGUAUUUCUGAUUUUCCUAUCUUUACUUCAUAGCUUAAACUUCAUAGUUAUGAACCAGAAAAUGGCAUGGGGGGAGGGAAUUUGUUACUGUAUUUUAAGAUGGUGUGUGUUUGGAAGGAAAAUAUCACCAGCCCAGAAAUGGAUUUGAAUGUCAAAAUCGUUUACAAACUGUGAAAGUAAGAAUAUUUUCAUAAUUGUUUUGAUUGCCAGAGCUUCUCCCAAGUUCAAAAUAUAUAUUUUUUUUCUAGUAUUUCUCAAUUGUUAGGGAUUUCUAAAUAAACCCAAAAUAGUGACCAGUAAGUAGGAGAAAGACAUUGUGUUGAGCAUAUUUAAAAUAAAGUAAAAUGGUUGAAGUUGGGUUUCCUUUUAAUUUUAUCAUUUGGUGGCACAGGACACAGAUGUAAAUGAAGGUGAAUGAAAUCUUGCCCUUUUUUAAAAACCUGUUUUUUUUCUUUUUGUCAUACAUGGAAUCAAACCAGUGUUUGGCUGUUACUAGUAAUGAUGCAUGGAAUGAGGAGGUUACUUCAGUACUAAUGCGUCCAUUUGAUACAGUUACAGCUGGCUUAUUUGGAAGCUACACCUUUCACCUCUCCUGAUUCCUCCAGAUUCUAUAUUGAGCCCGAAAAAGUUCAUACUUGACAGGUUUGAUUUUUUUUUUACUGUUCCUCAAUAAUUAUCAGUGAACUGAUUUGCAUUAACUAUAUAGAACAAAAUUCUCAAUGAUCAAGCUAAAGAAACUAGACAAUCUCCCUUCCCCUUUUUAUUGAGCUAUCCAUGCCAAGGAUUAUCCAACCUUCGUAUAGAAAUAUGGAAGUCAGUGGACAAAAUGUAAUAGCGGAUUAAAAAAUAGGAUCAGUCUCCAAUGUUUAAAGGUGUGUUGCUCAAAUACAGUAUUAUUUGAAAAGGUAAGGCAUACAGAAAGCAAAUUAUUUGCAAAUCAAGUUGCUGGUUAUGUUGGAGGAUAUAUUAUCUAACAGCAUAAUUUUUAUUUUCUCUUCAAAAUUGAUAUCUGUUUAAUCUAACUAAAUGGUAUAUAUUUGAGAGAUGUUCAUUAUGGCAGUUAGGUAUAGAAAUAUUUGGCUUUUGAUAUUUUGUUAUCCAAGUUUUUCCCAUUGCUAUAAUGUUCUCUGUAUGCAGAAUUGCAUUUUCUUCUUCUUUUUCAUUUCCCAACCCAUGGUUUUCGUAAAGAAACUGGUGAUGGUGUUGUAUUAAAAAAUGUGUUCUUCUGUGUUUCUUUUCCUCUUCAUGUUGGGGUAUUUUGGUCAUGGCUGGAAAUCAUCUUUUCCUCUGAGCUUAAGUGUUGUCAAUACCAAAGCAUUAUAUGAAAAAAAAAAUCCAAACUGCUCUGCACCUGAGAAGGUCUUGUUCAUAACUCUUAUUACAAAUCAUUCUCUCAUUGGAUGUAUUAGAAUGCAAGAUGCAGCUGGGUAUAUGCAAACAGAAAACACAAGCACAAUAGUAGACUUUGUGCCGAUGUACCCUCUCUGGACAGUGUGCAAGACUUUCACUGAGAGCUGCUAUUUUCAUUCGCACUGUAGUUUUUAUCAUUUUAACUUGUAUUUUUACACGUUGAUUGAACCAUAUGUUGGAUAUGCAAUAAACUGUUUACUGAACACUGUUGUCUGUUGACAGGGCAAGACAGUGUUUAUAGAGCUGUACCGAUUUUGCAUUUGUUAAGCACAAUGUGCACAGUUGUACAGCUUUGCCAUUUUGUACACGGCAAGAGUUCAUAAUUUUUUCAAAUAAAGUGACUAUAUACAAUUAUGUUUAUAUAAAAAAUAUUGAUUGGAUCAAUCUUUGCUGUGCUAAGUAUCUUUGCUUACUGAAGUUGUACAAUAAAACAUUUUCUUAAAAAGGG